AUGAUCCUUUACCGGCAAUUCCUCGUAAACAGUUCCAAGGUUUACAUGGACCCUUAGGCGGCUUGUGCACAGAUUGUCAGAUCAAAUAGACCCAUAAUUUAUUGAAUCUAACAUCAAUCCAUUUGAACUGUCUUUCAUUAUGUACUUAGGUACCUAGAUACCUUAGUACCUGGCAGGAACCGCUUGGUUGGUGAUCUCAGCUUGCAUUUGACCCUUCCUAAACUUGACCUUCCGCUGCCUACCUAUGCCUAUGCCUAUGCAUGUACUAUUUUUCUCAAAUCUACAUAAAUAACUACCAAUACAGCCUGAUCCUCCUCUCAUGCUCCAACCUUUAUAUUAAACUGACCGAUAUGACGAAUGUUUUUAAAACAAAUCGACCUUACCACUGCCCUCAGGCCAUCCUAUCUUCCAGACGAAGUCCUUCUCUUCGUCCAGGACAACGUGGGGCUCUAUGAGGGAAAAUACAAAUUGCCAAACCAACAAAAUGGACAAGUCUAUUUAACAUCGCAUCGAAUAUGUUACGUCGAUAAACAGGAGCCUAGGAAGCACUCUGUCGCUCUAGAUCUGAAGGAUGUAGAGAAGAUCGAACAGCAUGCAGGAUUUUUUAAAUCUUCACCGAAAGUAGUUCUUACUCCCAAGCCAGCCAAACGAGGCUCGCUUCAGUCUAGAGCGGCCGCAGCAACAUCGACAGCUUCCCGCAGUAGUAACGCAUCCCCUUUGCCAGCUUCCGACUCCCAAUUCCGAUCCCCCUCGGCUGGUGCACCACAACCUAGCUCCGCAACGUGGAUCUGUACAAUAUGUAGCUUUCCGAAUCCCGUUCCGUCCAACUUCGAUCCGACGACCGCCAACGCGCAUACACCCUUGCCACCAUGUCUGGCUUGUGGUAUCAAGCCGGCUUUAACGCACAUACUCAAGGCCUCUAUAUCGAGUGUUACUAGCAGACAGGUGACAUCCAACUCUACGCCUCAGUCGCCGUUCCCAUUGCCUUCUCGGCCACAGAGUAUAGGUCUGGCGCCGGAUGAUACAAGGGGGUUAGAAACGAGUCCUGCAUCGCGAGAAGCAACAACAAAUCCGGCGAGUUCGGAUGGAUUUCAAUGUCCCCGCUGUACCUUCUUGAAUCACCCCUCUCUGCUUUCCUGUGAAAUGUGUGGUGCGCCUUUGAUAUCUCAUGAUGUCCCCAUGACAGUGGCACACAGCCAACCGAGGACAGACUCGCCAGGACCUACGCUCAAUGUAGCUAGCGUUGUGGGCUUAGAGAACCCUGAGUGUGUCAAGGUAUCUUUUCGGGGUGGAGGCGACAAGAUAUUCUUUGAACGACUGAAGAGUUCCAUGACUCAGCGCAAAUGGCUCUUGCAGGAGGCCCCUCCAAUUCCAAACGGUAGUAGCAAUCUUGUGCGUGCGGACUCUUCGUCAAAUUCAGGGCCAGGGCCAGGUCGAAUUAAGACUGCUGGUAUUGCUGGUCUAGAGCAAAUGGGUCUAGAUAGACGCAAGAACAACGAACUCGUGAUCGGGAGCGCUUUCGAGGAUCUUGAGGCCUUGAUGACCUCUGCCAAAGAAAUUGUAGCGCUUGCAGAGUCGUUCGCUCGACAGGCCAAUAGUGGUACCGAAAAGGAGACUUCGGAAGCGAACGCCUUGCUCGCCGAGUCUGCUAGUCAGCUUGGGCUCGUCACUACUAAGGACAUUGUCGGUGGUGGAAGUAGCAGUGGUUCGGAAUCACUCUACUUGUCCGAGCUAUCUAGAAACCUUGCAGAGUUCUUGACUGACGAUGCCAGGGGCGUGCUCAAGAAGGCUGGUGGCAUUAUUAGCUUAGUCGACCUGUGGGCUAUGUUCAAUCGCGCUCGUGGUGGUGUUGAACUUGUAAGCCCCAACGACUUCGAGAAGGCAGCACGUCUCUGGAGAAAAUUAAGAUUACCAGUUCGGUUGCGAACAUUUAAGAGCGGUGUGAUGGUCGUGCAAAGUCGCGAUCGAACAGACGGGACUACAAUUAAAGCAUUGCUAUCCUGGCUUCGAGAUUUGCAUGAUAUUCCACCAGAUAAAGAUGUUCCUUGGGAUUGGCAAGAGUUUGGCCGAGGUGUCACUGCGCAAGACGCAGCUGAGCGAUUUGGAUGGAGUAUCGGUGUAGCUGAAGAAGAGCUCGAGAUGGCAGAAGAGAAAGGCGUCCUCUGUCGUGAGGAAGGUAUCGAAGGGCUCAAGUUCUGGGAGAACUAUAUCGAUACAGGGGAAUACCGAAAUAGGCCCCGGAAAACCACAGACGGUGAUAAAAUCAUCAAGGCCUUAAGUGAGGCUGGUUUCUUAUAGAGUACACGCAAUAUAAAUGCCAUCGAACGUCU
Hypoxylon trugodes is the source of this 2330-nucleotide messenger RNA. RefSeq names its product Vps36-domain-containing protein. The transcript is spliced from 3 exons. Lineage: Eukaryota; Fungi; Ascomycota; Sordariomycetes; Xylariales; Hypoxylaceae. The coding region runs from base 358 to 2298 and encodes 646 amino acids. Gene Ontology annotation, cellular component: late endosome membrane; ESCRT II complex. Gene Ontology annotation, molecular function: ubiquitin binding; phosphatidylinositol-3-phosphate binding. The record is from RefSeq and is a predicted model, not a curated record. Gene Ontology annotation, biological process: protein transport to vacuole involved in ubiquitin-dependent protein catabolic process via the multivesicular body sorting pathway.